AUGAGAGAGCGGGACUUCAUGCCCAAUAUGGAGAGGGGCAAACCUGCUACUUAUACAGGGGACAAAAAGGCUAAGAUGGCUGCGAAGACCAACAAGAAGUGGGUGAGACUAGCCACGGUCUUUGCUUAUGUAUUAUCCGUCUCCUUAGCGGCCAUCAUCCUGGCUAUUUACUACAGCCUCAUCUGGAAGCCGACCAGCGCAUCCUCGUCCGCAUCCGCCGGUAAACCGGGGACGACGGAGGGGGUCACGGCUUCCCCGGCCAACAUCACCGCCGCUAACGUCUCCGAGUGGAACUCUACGCAGUUGCCUGUCAAUCACACUGCGAGGCAGGACUCGACCCCGCACUCCCGGGUUUUUGAGUGGGAUCACGCCGAGGAGAGCGACGAUAUGGCGGAUGGACUUUACGCAUCGCCUCGCGGAGCCACGCAGAGAACGGGAAGUGUGGACAGGGCAACGCGAGUGGAAGAGGAGGAGGAGGUGGCGACGCUCAAAUCAGGAGAUAGAGCGGAACGUGAACCGGAUCAGGUAGCUUCUGAUACGACCACCGUGCCACCGAGCUCCGGGAUGAGAGCUGAGUGA
This is a messenger RNA of Nerophis lumbriciformis (worm pipefish), 579 nucleotides long. The record is from RefSeq and is a predicted model, not a curated record. Lineage: Eukaryota; Metazoa; Chordata; Actinopteri; Syngnathiformes; Syngnathidae.